Messenger RNA from Asparagus officinalis (garden asparagus), 1317 nucleotides. RefSeq names its product glucose-induced degradation protein 8 homolog. The transcript has 6 exons. The coding region runs from base 346 to 969 and encodes 207 amino acids. Gene Ontology annotation, molecular function: protein binding. Gene Ontology annotation, biological process: cytoskeleton organization; cell surface receptor signaling pathway. NCBI's taxonomy places the organism in Eukaryota, Viridiplantae, Streptophyta, Magnoliopsida, Asparagales, Asparagaceae. Gene Ontology annotation, cellular component: cytoplasm. The record is from RefSeq and is a predicted model, not a curated record.
UGUCCGUACCCGUACCUAUGCAACCUAGGCGUCACAUCAUCAUUUUAGGAAGCAUGUUUCUAUAGAAAUAAACAAUCUUUUUUGCUCGAAAAAUAGAAAAAGUCAUCUCUACUUCCUGUAUUUCUACUACUUCAUAUUUGCUUCCUGUGCAAACAAAUAGGCUGUUGACAAAAGGGGCAUAUGUCCCCCCCUCCCCCCAAAAAAAAAUCUUUCAUAAUAGCAAACUUAACAACCCCCCUCCCCAACAACAAAAAAAUAAAAUAAAAACCCAAAGAACCCCCAUCCUCGUGGAAAAAAAUCUUCAAGUUUGAGUUUGCGCCCAAAGUUAACAAUGGCAAUGACUAAAUGGUGGAAGUGUUAAAUGAAGAAAAUAACCUCUUCCACCCUUACCCAAAAAAAAAUAACAAAAUCUGGUUGCAAGGAGCUAUAGUCCUCAAUAGAGGCUCUAUACGAGUUCUGCAAGAAGACCUUCACCUCCUCGACCACACGUCCUCAUGCUAUCUGCAAGCUAUGUGCUCUAAUGGUGCUCUCAAGGCCAUAGAAUUAACACAGCAACUAGUACCCAACUUGCUGGAUGGAAAUGAAGACUUGCAUUUUGAUCUGUUGAGCCUUCACUUUGUGGAUCUCAUUUGUUCUAGAAAAUGCACAGAAGCUUUGGAGUUUGCUCAGGCCAAAUUGACACCAUUUGGAAAGAUAAACAAAUAUGUGGAGAAGCUGGAGGAUUUCAUGGCGCUUCUUGCUUAUGAGGAGCCAGAAAAGUCACCAAUGUUUCAUUUACUGAGCCCAGAAUAUCGGCAGAAUGUUGCAGAUGGUCUAAAUAGAGCAAUUCUUGCACAUGCUAAUCUUCCUAGUUAUUCUUCAAUGGAGAGGCUGAUUCAGCAGGCAACAGUUGUUAGGCAAUUCCUUCAUCAGGAAGCUGGCAAGGAAGGUCCUCCACCAUUUUCUUUGAAAGCAUUUCUGAAAAGCUGAAGUCGGAAGAAUGGCUGCUCAUGUAGCUGGGAAGAUUCAUAUUUUAAAACAAACUUGAAAAUAGUUUUUGGUACUGCAAAUGGGGUUUCCUUUUCCAUCCAAUGCCUUGUGGGCUUGUAAAUGUUUUGUAUCAAUAUUCAGUGACUUUUGUUCUGGAACUGACUAUGUCGUCGUAGCAAAAUAUUUAUACUUCUGGUUUGCUUCAGUAUUUCCUGACUUGUAUCAUUUAUUAGCACAUUAGGUUUAUGAAAUGAUUAAGGGUAAAAAGCCUUUUAUUAAAAAAGGCAUGUCGGUGGAAUGAAAAUUGAGGUGCUGAAAGUGAAGAAAUGCUGCAUCUUAUCGUGCUUA